Messenger RNA from Ambispora gerdemannii, 1233 nucleotides. NCBI's taxonomy places the organism in Eukaryota, Fungi, Glomeromycota, Glomeromycetes, Archaeosporales, Ambisporaceae. The record is from the annotation of a GenBank genome assembly.
AUGUCGAAUUUACCUUUUCGACCAAUAUUAACGGACGAGGAGACGAGAGACCUUGAAACCGUUGAAGUGUAUGCUGCUGAUAUUGAACCCAAAGAGGCAGAACGUGUGCUAAAGUUCAUCAAGAAAAAUUUACCAUCAUCAUUCACGAGUUUAAAUCAUGUUAAACGGGUCAGAAAGAUUUACAAUGAUGAAAAAGAAAAAGGAAAAGGAUUCACCCUCACAAUUCUUUUUUGUCUUACCACUUUGAUCUCGUUUGUUGAUCUUCAAAUUCUGAUCACUUCCAACGGAUUCGAUAAAAUAAUAUCACGAUUACGCGUCGAAAAAGUUCCAAAGCAUGCUCCAAUUACGCGAGCACAAUUUGAUGCGUGGAAAUCAUUGUGGCCAUUGAAUUUUCAUGAACAUCCUAAUAAUGCUAGGAAAUUCACAGUACAAGAUAUCGAUAUACUCGCUUCUCACAUGAAUAGAGUGAUAGAACUCGCGCAAUUAGCAAAAUCAAAAGGGGAGAACCUUGAUCCUUUUCUGUUUCCGUUAUCCUACUUCUGGAUUGAUCCAGUACAGAUACCAAUUGGAUGUGCGAUCAUAGACCCAUGUACAAAUACUAUUCUUGCGGAAAGUCAUGAUACUCGUGCAUCAACACGUCAUCCGCUUUGUCAUUCUGUGUUAAAUUGUAUUAAUGUCGUGGCAAAUUUAGAAAUAUCUUCGAGACAAUUUAAAAAUAUGAGUAAUGAGCAAAUGGCGGCCGACGAUAUUUCUCGCCCUCAGAAACGAAAGGCUAAAGAAAUUGAUGAUGAUGAAGGGAAUGAAAGCAACUUACAUCAACCAAAAAAACAUACAAUAAUUAUUGAUAAAGAGGAAAAAGGCGAAGACGAGGAUGAUGAUGAAACAUCUUCCCUAGAAUCAAAUAUUGAGAUCAUCUUAACAUCGCCUUCUUUCUCAUCCAAAACUCAAAAUACAACGAGACAACAGAGUAAAGAUGCAUAUCUUUGUAAAAAUUAUGAUUUAUUUGUGACUCAUGAACCUUGCGUAAUGUGCUCGAUGGCACUUGUUCAUUCACGUAUUGGUCGAGUAUUUUAUGCGAGAGCAACUCCAAAUUCUGGUGGUCUUGGCUCCAUAUACAAGAUACAUGCUCAUUCUUCACUCAAUCAUCAUUUUCGAGUGUUCAUAUGGGAUAGUAUAUCAGAUGAUCGAAUAGCAUAUGAUCGAAUAGAAUCACUCGAUCAAGUAGACACCUAG